Tarenaya hassleriana is the source of this 2301-nucleotide messenger RNA. RefSeq names its product SEC1 family transport protein SLY1-like. The coding region runs from base 324 to 2198 and encodes 624 amino acids. Gene Ontology annotation, biological process: endoplasmic reticulum to Golgi vesicle-mediated transport; intracellular protein transport. The record is from RefSeq and is a predicted model, not a curated record. Gene Ontology annotation, molecular function: syntaxin binding. Gene Ontology annotation, cellular component: cytosol; Golgi membrane. NCBI's taxonomy places the organism in Eukaryota, Viridiplantae, Streptophyta, Magnoliopsida, Brassicales, Cleomaceae. The transcript is spliced from 4 exons.
GACAAAAAGAAUUGUGAGAUUACCAGUAAAAUAUAAAUCGGGUCAACCCGGAAGCGAAAAUGGCACUCAAAUUCUGAGAGAUCGGAGCUCGGAUCAGUAAAAAGCCAAAAUCUCCGGCAUCGGUGAUUUCUCCGGCGGCUUCAGUAUCAUCGUCGUCUCUCUUCGUUAGCUUUAUCGAUAUCCAGCGAGGCAGAAAUCGACUGAUCUCUCAAUUCCUUUCCGAUAUUCGCCAACGAGGGAGAGAAGAGGACACAUACAUAAGGGAAAGAGUUUGAACUUCAAAAUCCAUCACUUUUUCUCGGAUUCGUCAAACUCCAAGUGUCAUGGCUCUCAAUCUCCGCCAUAAACAGACUGAAUGUAUUGUUCGGAUGCUAAACCUGAACCAACCUUUGAAUCCUGAUGGCACGUCGAACGAGGAAGUUUACAAGAUCUUGAUCUACGACAGGUUCUGUCAGAACAUUCUCUCGCCCCUGAUCCAUGUCAAGGAUCUCCGUAAACAUGGAGUUACACUUUACUUUCUGAUUGACAAGGACCGAAAACCUGUUCAUGAUGUUCCCGCCGUGUACUUUGUUCAACCUAGUCAAUCUAACAUCCAGAGGAUCAUAGCUGAUGCUUCAGGAUCUCUCUAUGAUAGCUUUCAUCUGAAUUUCUCGUCUUCUAUUCCCCGACCGCUCCUAGAAGAGGUUGCUUCCGGGACUCUGAACUCAGGUUCCAUCGAUAAGAUAGCCAAGGUCCAUGACCAGUACCUCGAGUUUGUGACUUUGGAAGAUAACUUGUUCUCUUUGGCACAACAGUCCACAUACGUUCAGUUGAAUGAUCCCUCGGCGGGGGAUAGGGAAAUUGAGGAGAUAAUCGAGAAGGUUGCCAGUGGGCUGUUCUCUGUCUUGGCCACGCUCGGUGUGGUGCCCGUUAUCAGAUGUCCUCGGGGAGGACCAGCAGAGAUGGUUGCAUCUGCAUUGGAUCAGAAGCUGAGGGAUCAUCUCCUAUCCAAGAACAAUCUGUUUACAGAAAGUGGAGGUUUUAUGAGUUCGUUUCAGCGGCCGAUUUUGUGCAUCUUUGACAGAAACUUUGAGCUCUUAGUCGGGAUCCAGCACGACUUCAGAUACCGGCCUCUUGUACAUGAUGUUCUCGGGCUGAAACUCAACCGGUUGAAUGUGCAGGGCGAGAAAGGAGGGAUGAAAUCAUAUGAGUUGGACAGUUCAGACCCGUUCUGGUCUGCAAACAGUUCUCUGGAGUUCCCCGAAGUAGCCGUGGAGAUAGAAACACAAUUGAACAAGUACAAGAAAGACAUCGAGGAGGUUAAUAAGAGGACGGGAGGCGGGACUGGUGCUGAAUUCGACGGGACUGAUCUGAUUGGUAACACCAAGCAUCUAAUGAAUGCUGUGAACUCGCUUCCAGAGUUAACCGAGAGAAAGCAAGUGAUUGACAAGCACACAAACAUCGCAACCGCAUUGCUUGGGCAGAUCAAGGAGAGAUCUCUGGACUCGUAUGCCAAGAAAGAGAACGAGAUGAUGAUGAGAGGCGGGAUCGACAGAGGCGAUCUUCUCGCCGUUCUGAAGGGCAAAGGUUCAAAGACGGACAAGGUAAGAUUUGCCAUCACGUACCUGAUUUCCUCUGAGACCAUCAACCAGGCCGAAGUGGAAGCUAUUGAAGCAGCACUGCAUGAAGCCGAAGCAGACACGAGCGCGUUUCACUACGUGAAGAAGAUCAAAUCGCUGAAUGUAUCUCUAGCAGCUUCAGCGAACUCAGCCAGCCGAAGCAAUAUCGUGGACUGGGCCGAGAAGCUAUACGGGCAGUCAAUAAGCGCUGUCACGGCCGGGGUGAAGAACUUGUUAUCAGGUGAUCAGAAACUUGCGGUGACACGAACCUUGGAAGCUUUAAUGGAGGGAAAACCGAACCCAGAGAUCGAUUCCUACCUUAUGCUUGAUCCGAGAGCUCCAAAGUCAGGAUCGAGAGGCAGCCAAGUGAAGGGACCGUUCCGAGAAGCCAUCGUUUUCAUGAUUGGAGGCGGUAACUACGUCGAGUACGGAAGUUUACAGGAGCUGGUGCAACGUCAGGAGACACUGAAGAACGUCAUGUACGGAGCAACAGAGAUUCUGACAGGAAGUGAGUUCGUCGAGCAGCUCGGUCUGUUAGGACAGAAGAUGGGACUCGGUGGCGGUCCGAUGGCUUCUUCGCCGUCUACGUUGGCACACUGAGUGACAAUAAAAUGUUCUUUUUAGAAAGUUGGUACCACAUUUCUUCAGAUGAAAGGUGAUUUCUUUGUCAAUAUCGCUAUAUAUAUAUAUAUAGCCUCACUUA